CUUCCUUAAUACAUCAUGCGGUAUAUUGUUGUCAGUUGUGUAACUGCUGUACGAUAACUCCCAGCUUCCACAGCCUGCUGUUUCGUCUGUCUAUAGAUAUAUACGCAGGAACCGCCGCCCAGCACACCAGAAGCCACUCGCCAUGGGGGAACGCUCUCUUCUCAGCGUGGUGGUGCUGGUGGGGCUGUGGGCUGCUGCGGCGGCCCAGACCGUGGGCUACGAGAACCCCGCCUGCGACGGGAAGACGGUCAUCGUUCACCUCUUCGAGUGGAAGUGGACCGACAUCGCCCUAGAAUGUGAACGUUUCCUAGCUCAGGCCGGCUUCUGCGGUGUCCAGCUCUCGCCGCCUAACGAGCACGCGGUCAUCACGUCGGACUAUCCGUACCCGUGGUGGCAGCGAUACCAGCCCGUCUCCUACAAGCUGACCUCGCGCUCCGGCACCGAGGAGGAGUUCAUCGACAUGGUCCACCGCUGCAACGCCGUGGGAGUCAGGAUCUUCGCCGAUGCGGUCGUGAAUCACAUGGCGGGGUUGGGUCGCCAGGGCGUGGGCUCGGCGGGCACCAGCUUUGAGACUGAGCCGCUGAACUUCCCUGGAGUCCCCUACACCGAGGAGCACUUCACACCCAAGGACAUAUGCCCUUCAGGCGAUGGCAUGGUCAAUAACUACGGUGACCCUUACAACGUGCGCAACUGCUACCUGGUGGGGCUGACGGACCUGUACGGCGCCACCGACUACGUGAGGGAGCGAGUGGGCGAGUACUUCAGUAGGCUCGUGGACAUUGGCGUCGCCGGCUUCAGGGUUGACGCUGCCAAGCACAUGUGGACUGAGGACCUGGAGGCCAUGAUGACAUUGACCAGCGACCUCAACACCGACCAGGGCUUCCCCGCCGGCACUCGUCCCUUCUUCUAUCACGAGGUCAUCGACAGGAACGACGGCGCUGUCACGGUGCAGGAGUACUACGGCCUAGGCCGUAUGACGGAGUUCCGGUACUCGCAGAAGAUCGCGUGGGGCAUCCAGGACCCCGGGCAGCUACAAGGCGUGUACGACCCCGGCUGGGGCAUGGCCGACUCCGACAAGGCCUUCGUGUUUGUUGACAACCACGACAACCAGCGCGGACACGGUGGAGCAGGAGAUACUCUCACACACAAGUACCCCAAGGACUACCGGCUGGGCGUGGCCUUCACCCUGGCACAGCCCUACGGCUUCACGCGCAUCAUGUCGUCCUACGACUUCGGUGAGGACUCCGACGCCGGGCCCCCGCACCUGUCAGACUACAGCACGGCCAGCGUGGUGGUCAACAGUGACAACCAGUGUGACGGGGGCUGGGUCUGCGAGCAUCGUUGGCUCUCCAUCUACAAAAUGGUGCGGUUCCGGAACGCCGUGGCGGACUCUGACUGGUGGGAGAACUACUACAGCGACGGCAACGUGGUGGCCUUCUCGAGGGGCGACAAGGGCUUCUUCGCGAUGGUCAAGUACGGCACCGUCACUCAGACCUUCCAAACGGGCAUGCCCGCCGGAACGUACGAGGACGUGGUGUCCUGCCAGAGUGUGACCGUCGGCAGUGACGGCACCGUCGAGAUAUCCAUCACCAACGAGGAGGAGCCCGUCUUUGCCAUCUGCGUGGGCUGCGACUGCUCCGAACCGCCUGUUGUUACUGCCACACCUGAACCAGACCGCACGACGACCACGACCACCACCACUCAGGGGCCGACGGAGCCCAGCAUCACGGAGGGCAUCCACCGCACCGUCGUCUUCAUGUACAAACAGACAAACGACGGCCAAGAUCUGUUUGUGCGAGGUGGCAUUGACGGCUCCCAGCGGCCUGGCUGUACCCAAGACGCCGCGACGGACCCGUGUGCCAUCGACAUCACCACCAACUCCCUGGGGACGAGCAGCCACUACGACAAGUACAACGCGUGGCGCGAUGGGGACACCCGCCUGGACUGGAUGGGCGCCGAGACAGGGCAGGGCACCUACAACAGCCAGGAAGCCUCAGGCACACCCCUGGCCUGGACCUCCAGCAACUCUGGAAACGCCGGCUAUCAGGACUUGAACACGUAUGGCGACCACUACUGGAUGGUUGACAUGGACAUGGACUGCUCCCAGACGGAGGACGGAUGGUUCGAGGUGAAAGCUUACCUCACCAACGCUGGAAACGGCUGGGAGGGGGACAUCAGCCAGACGGGGCCCUGCUCGGGGACGGCUGGCGGCAGUGCCCACUACACCAGCGCCAACCAUCUGGGUCGCUGCGGCUUCGUCAACGCCUUCGUUUUUGACUCGUCCAACUGCAUCAUUGACGCUUUCCCCUAAGUGACAAUCUCGUCCAUUACAAUAAAGUCUGCAGGAAA
This is a messenger RNA of Eriocheir sinensis (Chinese mitten crab), 2349 nucleotides long. Its product is annotated as alpha-amylase 1-like. The coding region runs from base 143 to 2311 and encodes 722 amino acids. NCBI's taxonomy places the organism in Eukaryota, Metazoa, Arthropoda, Malacostraca, Decapoda, Varunidae. Gene Ontology annotation, biological process: carbohydrate metabolic process. The transcript has 15 exons. The record is from RefSeq and is a predicted model, not a curated record. Gene Ontology annotation, molecular function: cation binding; alpha-amylase activity.